Messenger RNA from Gallus gallus (chicken), 6674 nucleotides. It is a transcript of the gene TMEM39A, whose product is annotated as transmembrane protein 39A. The record is from RefSeq and is a predicted model, not a curated record. Gene Ontology annotation, biological process: negative regulation of autophagosome assembly; negative regulation of autophagosome maturation. Lineage: Eukaryota; Metazoa; Chordata; Aves; Galliformes; Phasianidae. The coding region runs from base 4925 to 6379 and encodes 484 amino acids. The transcript is spliced from 9 exons. Gene Ontology annotation, cellular component: endoplasmic reticulum membrane.
GCACUGUACGAGAUGAGAGUUCCUCUCCUUUUUCCCAUAUGAUUUAGAAGCAUGGGAGCUGCGGGACCAAAAUAACAAUGAUCCAACUAGUCAGGACUGUGUUUCCUGCUGGUGCUGGAAAAUAUCAACUUUGCCAUUCUGUCCUGUUUUCAUACAAGAACAAGCAAAUGCUUUCUUUAUUCCAAAAUCCAGUAUUUGGCAGCGAUUAUUGCUGUAUACAACGGAGGAGGCCAAAGAAAAUGUUAACAUCUUGUGAACUGUGUGAUACCAUUGUCUCACUGAGAAGUACCUUAUUGGCCACGGGUAGCAGAUUGGCCCUCAAGGACCAUAUGUUGAUGGGUUGGGGUUUUUUUUAAUUAUUAUUUUUUUGCUGUUGUUUGUUUUGAACAUUAUUUCACUUGUCUUCAUUCAUAAGAUCAUUAUAGUUGUUCAUUAAAGUCUUACUAAGCUGUUUGCAGUGACAUCCUGCAACACCUAAUUGCACAGUGUAAUUGCAUGGUUAUGAGGUGUUAUUUUAUUACCUCACGAAUGGCGGCUUUGUUCUUGCACUCUGGUAGCCAGCAGUUCAUUGACAGUGCCUAGCAUCUGCAUCUUAUUGCUUCCAGCUCACAAGGACUUGAGUUCAUCUGUAUUCUGCAUCAUAGAAUGGCCAGGGUUGAAAAGGACCAUAACGAUCAUGUAGUUUCAACCCCCCUGCUAUGUGCAGGGUCACCAACCACCAGACCAGGCUGCCCAGAGCACUUGUGAGUCUCUGAGCUUUCUGCAAAGCGUAGAGCAAUCCCUUGCAGUUGCUAGAAUGGCAAAGCUGAGGCAAAAGAGCUACCUGAAGAAUGCCCUAUAGAAGAGGAGAAGGGAAUGACAUGAGGAGGAGCUGCCUACAGUCUGCUGCCAUGGUGCGCAGCAGCAUCUGACAGAGGGCUCUGUCUCCUGUGCGCCCCUAAAGUAAGGAAUUCGAGGGGAGGGUUUUGGUUGGAAAUCCUUCCCCAGUUUUAGAAGUUGCUUUUUCAUUGUCUCAGACAAUUUUAUCUGUUUCCCAUCCUUGAGGAGCACAUCUGCAGAAUGAACUAAACAACACUUACUGCACCCACUCCAACCUGGAUAGGCUUUUCCUGGAGAACUUUUCAUUCCUUUUGUCAGUGGGUGUGUGAAGAACUGUGACAGCUACAGAUGGCAAGUGCUGCCCUCACCUUGUCUUUCUGUCAACCUGCCUCAGUGAGCAUGCCUGAAAUCUGUCCUAUAGUAUGAAUGCAGUUUGUGGAAUCUUGAUAUAUAUAUAUAUAUAUAUGUAUAUGUAUAUAUAUAUAUAUUUCUUUUGCUGCUUUUAGCAAUCAUUUCUGACAGGUGUGUAGAGGACUGAGUGGUGGAUCUCUUCAUCCUCUUCAGCUGAAGCUGUGCAGUAUCAGAAAAGCUCACGGUAACUUCCUCAUGCCGGUUGGUUGUAUUGCAAAGGUGGUUCCUGGCUCUUACUCACCAAGCAGAAAUGAACCUGACAGUGCUUCACCUGACGGCGAUGAUUCACACACUCACAGAAUGGCCCAGGUUGGAAGGGACCUCAAGGAUUGUGAAUCUCCAACCCCCCUGCCACAGGCAGGGCCGCCAACCUCCAUAUCUAAUAGUAGACCAGGCUGCCCAGGGCCCCAUCCAACCUGGCCUUGAACACCUCCAGGGACGGGGCAUCCACAGCCUCUCUGUGCAGCCUGUGCCAGCACCUCACCACUCUCUUGGUAAAGAACUUCCCCAGAUAUCCAACCUAAAUCUUCCCUCCUUCAACUUAAAUUUCCCUUGUCCUGCUCUGGGCCAGCUUGCAGCAUCCAGAGCCCAGCCUUCGCUUCCGCUCUUAGGGGGCUUUCUGCAUCUGUCUGCACUGAGCCUCCUCCUUAACCUGCUUCUCCUGCAAACUGGCUGCAGUGUGAAGCUGUGGAAAAUGUGCUGACUUGGGAGACCUUGCCCCUAACCGGUUUGGCCUCCCUGCUCAGGGCCAGCUGGCAGGUGUGUGCCUUCCCGACCAGCCCCAGUUGAAAGGUUCUGUUUGCUCAGCGCUGGGGGACCUCUGCGCGAGCCAAAUAUUUGGCUUUCCACCUGAUAACCUAUCAGCUAUUUCCUCCUGAAAACGUUGCAGCGACCGAAUGCUCUUUCAUGCCCGAACCUGGUUGGCGUUUCAGCAGAAGUUUCGUAGCAUCCUGGUUUUCGGCUUGGCAGAUGUGAUGCUGCCAGCAAGGCGGCCUCGUGAUGGAGGCGCAGGCGUCACCGCUCCUAGGCUCUGCUCAUGAUAGACGUGUGUGUACUAUUUGCACUGCGUUGGGUGAAUCGGUUGCCAGCUCUGUGUCUGAAGUUUUUCCAUCUGUAAAAAUGUUUUUAUUAAAAGCAAAAAAAAAAAAAAAAAAAAAAGUAAAACGCUCACGUUGAAGGGAAGUAAGAAUGAGCCACAGUAACUAGGACUCGUGGCAGUUCCAAAGGAAACUUAAAUGUAAUGUGAAUUUACUGCUAACUUGCAAAGACAAUGGGCUUGUGGGACAAAUGCAGGUUUUGGGGUUAGGUUGACCAGGCGCAGUGACUUGAAGCAGGGAUCUCCAUAACGUAGGAGACCUUUUUCACGUGGGUUGUUUCGGUUUUGGAGACCGGCUGGAGAGACAGGGAAAUAAGUAGAAAGAGCUAGUUGUCUUCUAGCUGAAAGUCAGGGUUGUUACAGUACAUAUUCAGUCCCAACAGUUAGAGGAUCCUAUCCUGUUUUCCUCUUCCUGUCCUGUCAGAAAUGCUUUCACCACAGGCUAGCAGCUGUCUUUGCAGCCUCGUGAACGAGCUUGUAUAAAUAAGCCACUGUCUGGGACACAAGGAGUUGUUGACACCUGUGGGCAUCAGCCACUGCUAUCCUCCACAUUUAUAGGUCUUAAGCUCAGGCUGGGCUGAGCCAAGAAGGGCCAUCUUACACGGCCCUUUGCCUCUGUGGCCUGGAAGCUGGAGCCUCGCAACUCAUUCGAGCUGUCCUUCGGGUUUGCUCCCAGGAUAGGUGCCCCUGAAGAACAGCAAAGGAGAAGCUGGCAUGCUGCAGGGUGGGGAGCGAUAACCAGACACCUGGGUGCAGGAGCUGGUGAUGUGCAGCACCAACUGGCAUGGCGAGGGAGCUGCAGCAGUGAUGUUGAAUGGCAUCCUCGCUGAUGGUGAUGUGUUGCUUCACCCCAAGGUGUCACGUGCUUAUUAGGCAGGAAUAAGCCUCUCUGAUCAAGGUGGAGAUCUGCAAUGAGAGACCUGCGGUCUUUCAGGCUGCGUCACUUCAAAUGAGGGUGGCCAUGUUUCUCUCUCUGCUCUUGCGAGCAUCUGCCUGUGGGACUUGCGGAGCCAAGGAGCCUCUUGAGUGUUCUCGGAGCUCUGACAGUUCUCAGGCCUUGGUGCAGCAAGGUUCCAGAGGGGAUUGGAAGCUGGGAGUUUUCUCCAAUUAAAAAGCAUUAACGCUAUCAAAAUAACUGGCUAAGCAUUAUAAUGUUUUCAGCAAAGAGAUGAGGAGCCAGGCAGUUUUUUCAUUCUGAUGAGUCACUGACUCUCUUCUGAGCUGUCCCCUCUAAGUGUUGUUCAGACAGCUGCUGAUGCAGCAAUACCAUGCUUAGGGAUGGCCCCUGGGGAGCAGGAAGGGCAUGGACUUACUCACCUCCCAGCUGGUGGGUAGUUGGUCUGCUGAGCAAUUCAUCCCUCAGGUCUUGCUCAUGGCAGUGGUUCCUGCCCAUCUCUGUCCUACCUCAUCGAGAUAGAUGGUAGUUGAUGGAGAGAAGUGAAAUGUCCACGUGCUGUCUGUAGUCCUAAAAGCACAAAUCAGAAACUGGAAGGGCUGGUGCCUUAUGUUCCUGGCUCUUCUGUUAACCAUGUCACAGAUGAAGGCUUCAUCUCUGUCCUGAAGAGAGCCAUCACAGCUCUCCAUAUGCAUUUUCAGGACCGCUGCUCUGUAGCUGAUCCCCCAAAUCUUCUGGGUGCAUUUUGGGAUGCCCAUACUUGCCUUGGAGAGCAGGGGAUCUCGGGACCGGGGCAAUUUCUGAUCUGGGAAUGCUGGAGGUGAAGGCACUACAGAGGCACGAUGUUUGAAGGGAAAUCACAGGUCAACUGGGAAGAACCGUGUGGAAUCAAACUAAUGGACUGAAAGGUCUUUUCAGGAAAAGCUUUUAUCUACCAUUGUUCACUUUCCGCCUGAGGCUGUAUGAAAUGAGCACUGAUGGGCAACUGCAUGGAGCGGGGGCUCUACAAACAAGAGACAGGAGCCUGGAAGGACUGCUGGCUUGCUGCGUGGGCUCUUUAUGAAAACUCCUAAUGACUUUGGUGCACGCAAGAAUCUUACCUGGUGGAGUAAAGGUCACGGGCACUUCUCUUUCUUCUCUUUUCUUAGCAUCUUUUUCACAGCAGAAUAAUCUCUUAAUUGAAUAACUGAAUACUAUAGAAAAGGGCUGUGGAUUGGUUCAAAGCCAGAAACGCAGGUGUAGAGUCAAACUGAUUUCAACACUUAGUUUAACUUGCUCUGGGGAGCUUUGGUUUGGUCUGACUAGUUCUACAAACAGAAACCAAGAAGGAAGGUGUGUGGGGCAGAUUUUGCUCUAACGGACCCCUUCCUAAGUUGACUGGGUUCUGGUGAAGCCAAGCUGUGGAAAGCGUGGCUUGAGGAACUGCUUUUAUACGUUAGUCCAGUCUGUAUGUUAACGAAUCGCCAUGAAGGGGAUUAUUCAGGUGAGUUUAGAAUGCAGUGCACCGACAUCAGGAGGGCUCUUUUCUGCAGGCAUUCCUUUCUACUGGUGGGAACCAGCAUUCUCAUGGUUUGCAAAGCCAAAGGGUGGGAUUGUGAUCAUGCGGUGUCCAAGCAUCUCUGUUGACCUGGGAAGGCUUCAGGAUCGUCUGGGUCUCUGGGCACAGCCUGCUGGAGGCACUGGAAGUGGACUGGUUCCUGGUCAUGCCCGGUGGAAGGAGGGGACCCAGCCGGCAGCAGCUAAGCCGUUCAGCUUUGCCUUCUCUCCAGACUCUGGUUGGUGGGAGCUGUGGAAACGGUACUGGUUUGAGAAACAGGAAUGGUAGUGCCAUCAGCCUCUCUGCGCCUCCCAUCACAGCGCUGAUUACUCCAGAGCCUGUACGUCACUGCCGGAUCCCUGACCUGCCAUUAGACGGGAGCCUUCUCUUCGAAUUCCUGUUCUUCAUCUACCUACUGGUAGCCCUCUUCAUUCAGUACAUCAACAUCUACAAGACUGUCUGGUGGUACCCAUACAAUCACCCUGCUUCCUGUACCUCACUGAAUUUCCACCUUAUUGACUACCACCUGGCGGCGUUCAUCACAGUGAUGCUGGCGCGGAGGCUGGUGUGGGCCCUCAUCUCUGAGGCCUCUCAGGUGGGCGCAACAUCAGUGAUUCACUACAUGGUGCGCCUGGUGCUACUCACCCUCUGUGGCUGGGUGCUCUGCUGGACUCUAGUCAACCUCUUCCGCAGCCAUUCCGUUCUCAAUCUUCUCUUCUUGGGCUACCCGUUUGGUGUUUAUGUUCCUCUGUGCUGCUUCCACCAGGACAGCAGAGCACAGCCCCUGCCUGCGGACUGUGGUUACUUGGUACAGGAUCAGAUGGUGGAAGAUGGGGCUUCAGCUGUCAGCAGCCUGGUCAAACCCAAAGAUUUCCUCUCGCUCCUGUGGGAAUCCUUGAGAGAACAGUUCAAUAAUCCUACAUCUAUCCCUACCCACAGCUGCCCCCUCUCCCCAGAUCUCAUCCGCAAUGAAGUGGAGUGCCUAAAAGCAGACUUCAACCGCAGGAUCAAGGAAGUUCUCUUCAACUCUCUCUUCAGUGCCUACUACGUGGCCUUCCUGCCACUGUGUUUUGUCAAGAGCACGCAGUACUACGACAUGCGCUGGUCUUGUGAGCACCUCAUCAUGGUGUGGAUCAAUGCCUUUGUCAUGCUCACCACUCAGCUGCUGCCUCCCAAGUACUGUGACCUGCUCCACAGAUCGGCUGCCCACCUUGGCAAGUGGCAGAAACUAGAACAUGGCUCCUACAGCAAUGCUCCACAGCAUAUCUGGUCAGAAAACACAAUAUGGCCACAAGGAGUACUGGUGCGGCGGAGCCGAUGCCUGUAUAAAGCAGUUGGGCCUUAUAAUGUAGCAGUGCCUUCCGACGUGUCCCAUGCCCGCUUUUAUUUCCUUUUCCACCGUCCGUUACGGCUGCUCAACCUGCUGAUUCUCAUCGAAGGCAGCGUGGUCUGCUACCAGCUCUAUUCACUGCUGCGUUCAGAGAAGUGGAACCAUACCCUCUCCAUGGCCCUCAUCCUUUUCUGCAAUUACUACGUCUUAUUUAAGCUCCUCCGGGACCGGAUAGUAUUAGGCAGGGCGUAUUCCUAUCCACUUAACAACUAUGGACUCAAGGCACACUAGGCCUGCCAAACGUGUACCCCUUCCUUUCCCCUUCCCAGGGGGCAGGGAGGGAACCUCAGAAAAAAAUAUUUUCGUACAGUUCUAUUUUUUUUCUUGCGGCGUUUAUAAAUAUUUAAAAUAUUUUAUAUUUUGUAUACUGUUGUUUUUGUGGGGUGGGAAGGGAACCGGUGGCAAUUAAAUGUCGCUUUAUAAACAAGGUGUUAUUUUAUAUAUAUAUAUAUAUAUACAAAAAAAAAAACAGCUCAGUGUGUAUAUACCGUAUAUCUAUACCCAUACAUAUAUCUAUGUGAAGCAA